AUGUGUAUUACAUUUGCAAUAUCUUUAAUUUUUAUUAUUAUUCUAAUUAUUGUAUUAGCAUUUACCAGUACUCAGGAUUCCUGCCCAGAUGAUUGGAUUAGUUUCCAAAACAAAUGCUAUUACUUCUCUAAAGAAGAAGGGGAUUGGAAUUCAAGUAGACACAACUGUGUCACUCAACGUGCUGACCUAACUAUGAUUGACACUGAGGAAGAAAUGGCAUUUCUUAAGCGACACAAAUGCACUUCUGAUCACUGGAUUGGGCUGGAGAUGACAGAAAAUCAAGCAGGACGAUGGGUAAAUGGAACCAUAUUUAACAAAUGGUUUUCUGUGAGAGGAAAUGAAAAAUGUGCUUACCUCGAUGAUGAUGGUGCAGCAACAGCCAGAUGCUACACAGAAAGAAAAUGGAUUUGCAGGAGGAAAAUGCACUAACUUAAUGUUUCCAUAGUGGAAUUGCAACAUGGGUACCAUGAUUUUUGUAAUUCUUUUUUUCUUUCCCUCUGUAUAAGUUAACUUU
Molecule: messenger RNA, 514 nt
Organism: Neomonachus schauinslandi (Hawaiian monk seal)
Lineage: Eukaryota; Metazoa; Chordata; Mammalia; Carnivora; Phocidae
Gene: CLEC2B
Product: C-type lectin domain family 2 member B
Exons: 4
Coding region: 1-429 (142 amino acids)
Cellular component (GO): external side of plasma membrane
Source: RefSeq, a predicted model, not a curated record